Molecule: messenger RNA, 1170 nt
Organism: Cydia pomonella (codling moth)
Lineage: Eukaryota; Metazoa; Arthropoda; Insecta; Lepidoptera; Tortricidae
Gene: fabp
Product: fatty acid-binding protein-like
Biological process (GO): fatty acid transport
Cellular component (GO): nucleus; cytosol
Molecular function (GO): fatty acid binding
Source: RefSeq, a predicted model, not a curated record
UGCGUGCUGUGGCGCGUUUAUUCAUUCGUGAAUCGUCCGGUACGGCGUCAACUAGGUUAUUUUUUUCGAAAGAAAUAAUUACAAAUUAAAAAUGGAAUUCGUAGGCAAGAAAUACAAGAUGACGUCGUCGGAAAACUUCGACGAAUUCAUGAAGGCUUUGGGCGUUGGCCUCAUCACCCGCAAGGCCGCCAACGCAGUGACCCCCACCGUGGAGCUCCGCAAAGACGGAGACCAGUACACGCUGGUCACCUCCUCCACCUUCAAGACCACGGAGAUGAAAUUCAAGCCCGGCGAGGAGUUUGAUGAGGAGCGCGCUGAUGGCGUCCAGGUAAAGACUGUGUGCUCGUUCGAAGGCAACAAGCUGAAGCAGGUGCAGAAGGCUCCUGACGGCCUGGAGGUCACCUACUUGCGCGAAUUCAGCCCCGAGGAGCUGAAGGCGGUCAUGACCGUGAAGGACGUCACCUGCACCAGGGUCUAUAAAGUACAAUAAGACAACCACUCAAGACUGCAGGGCGGGCGCCCUACUUUUGUCCUAUUACAUAUAGCACAACUAUUUUAUAAAGUUAAAUUAUGUUACUACUACGCUCCUACAUCUAAAUGACUGCCCUGUGGAGUCGGCGAGAUCGGCCAAUCACAAUGCAACAGAUUUGACCAUGACCGUGAGCACUGAUAUCGGCCAAUCAGAUUGCAAUAAAUAGAUUUGACAAACGAUCACACUCAACUGACUUCACACCAGGGCGGCUACCGGGAAAAAUCGAAAUUCGUCAAUUUCGGGCAUUUUUCUCUGUCACUCUAAUUACGUUCUAGUGAGAGUAAAAGAGAAAGAUCCCCGCAAUUUGCGAAUUUCGGUUUUUGCGGUAGGCCCCCACUUGUAAUUUCGUACGUGUGACAGGGAGGCAACACGUCGAACGUGGUUCGCGGUGGGCCCUCUGACAGUUUCAACAUUUUUUUUAAUAAGUACAGAUGGCAGUCCUUUGAUUUGUAGAGUUUAAACGAGUAUAUUAUUCUGUCAAACAUAUUGGACGCUGCUUGUGAACUCAAAUGUUUAUUUUUGUAUGAUUUCGUAUGCGUGUUUGCCAAAGUUAGGUUAACCCUACUACGCGGUGAUGCGGACCUACUUGCGUAUGUUUGCAUAAGCUAUGGCGUGUUAAAUAAACUCGUUUUAUAUAA